GGAGAGAAAGAGAGAGCAAGAGAGAGAGAGAGGUGAGAGAGAGCAAAAGAGAGCGUGAGGGGGAGGGAGCAGGAGCGUGUGUGUGUGCGCGCGCGCUUGUGUGUGUGUGUGUGUGUGUGCGCUUGAAGGAUACAGAGAUUGAGACUGCAACAGAAGUAGAGGGAUGUGCAUGGCUUGGCUGCAGCUGUCCUUGCAGUCUGGAGAGAGCGCUCGGCGGCGUAGAGCAGACCGGCGUGGAAGGCAAGCCCUGGACACGGAGCUAUAAAGAGAGAGAGCUGCGCACCCCAGAAAGAGGAGGGCAGAAGUGCGUGCUUUUCCGGUCCCUCCAGGUGUCAUGCAGGAUUCUCUGAGCGUUUCUCUGGCAACGGCGCUGUGGAUUUUGCGCGAGCCGCUCGGUCUCUCUCCGGGGAAACGCUUGCAGGCUUACCUCCUCCCGCCAGACUGCGGUGGUCUUUUCCCUCGGUGAAAGCCCACAACUUCUUGCUGAGGAAGGGGGGGGGGGUUUGAAGAGGGCAGUCGACAAGAAAAAUAUAACUGAAUGAUACAUUAAUCUGCAGACCCUGUGUGACUAAGGAUUCCCUUAGCAACAGCUGAAGGAGUUAUAUUAAUUGGUCGUUUUUUUGUUUUUGUUUUUGGUUUGCUCCCAGCUUCCUGGUUUUUUGGUGGUUCCCCUAUGGACGCGUGUCGGGGAGUGGAUUGGGGUGCUGGACGGCCAUGAAUAGGGGCAUGACAGACGUCGGAGGGAGAGCCGAGCGCCCCCGCUGCCUGGACCUUACCCCCCACGUCCCCUGCCCUACCUGGCCCCUCUUCUGAACGGGAAACAUUUUUUGACGAGUUGCUGUAUCUCUUUUUUUUAUACCAGUUUCUUCCUUUUCUGCAACCCAAGAAUCAAAAAAAAUGCUAAAGCGGGGACUGUCGAUUCCAGGCUUCCUUCCUUCCUUCCUCCUGGACAAAAUAACAAACAAAAAAUAAAAGGGACGUGUCACAGAGGUCCCAGAAGAGAGGGCCACGUGCAGCCAGUGAAUUUUUUGACGUGGGAGUAAAGACAACUCCAGCCCAGGGCCAUUGGAAUAAGCAGGGAUAACAUCAUUGCAUUGAACACUGUCCAAUGUUUUUUUUUCCUUUUCUUUUUUUCUUUUUUCAUUUUUCUUCCCCUCAUUAGCCCACGAGACAAAUUCACACCGGGGAGAUAAAUUUAGAAAGAAUAAGAAUCUCAUCCCUACUGGCUAACAAUGAUUUAGGACAAAACUAUUUUAAAGAAAUUGAGCUAGCGCUGGGAGUUCUAUUUUUCCAUUAGCGCUGGAUACCGCAGCGCUACAGGGGAGGUCAGAAUGAAUCCCUUGUUCGGGUCGACAGCCGCGGUUGCUCACGCUUUCCCCGGGUGACCCGCGACAGGGGAACGACCGAGGCACAGCACUGGAGAACCGUUUAGGAAUGACUGACAGGGGAAAGUGAAGAGCGAAGGAGGAAACUCCAUCAUACAGACUACAGUGAUACACACCGCUCUGUACAGUCUCUAUAGAGGCAGAGACACACGCGCAUGUAAAGGCAUAGACAGUACACAUAUACAGGCACACAUUUGUACAUACAGAAACAGACACACACAGACACAGACACACACACACACUCACGCACACACACACACAUGCUCUCAAACAGCGAUGAGUAGGCUCCGUCUCUCAUUAUGUAAGGAUUCUCGCCGACUAGGUCUCCCGCUGUCUUCCCCACCGGCUUUGCGGCGUUCCCCCGGCGCCCCGCUCCCUCUCCCUCUCGCUCUCCCUCUCCCGCCGCGUUUCCCCGCCGACCGAGGGACAUGGGCCCGUGGACGCGACGCGCGGACAGCUAGACGACAGGAGCGGCGUCCACUGCCCAGGUGCUUUUAAGAUGUUGAGAUCUCCCUCCGACUCCGGGGCUCCCGUUUGGAUCAGUACCGCCGCCGCCGCCGCCGCGGCUCCUCGUGGCCAGAGACAUGGACCCCGAAUCGGCUCCCCCCCGACCACAGCGCGCCGCCCCCCGGCCCCACGCCGCCCUGUGAAGGAUGUCCCUCAGCAGAGCGCCAGCCCGGGACACCUCUGAAACACCUCCCAGCCAGAGAGAGCGAAUCCGCAGCCACAUGAAGAUGGUGAUCGACCAGCUGGAAGGCAUCCUCAAGGAGCUCAAGGAUGUGGCCAAGGAGCUCCGGGAGGUGGUCGGUCAGAUUGACCAGCUCACGUCCGACUUUGACUUUGACCUGGAGCCGGACGACUGGACGGUCGCCACGGCGAGCAGCACGUCCAGCAGCGAGAGGGGUCUGGGCGACGCCUUCCGGCUGGACUUCCUCAACCCGGACGUGCUCUCCGACAGCUGGGAGUUCUGCAGCUUCCUGGAGAGCUCGCUGUCUCCGAGCGCCGCGCCGCCCCAGAAACCUCCCGAACGAGCAGAGGAGGAGGAGGAGGAGGAGGAGGAGUCACGGCCGGCGCGGGCGAGAGCGACCGCGACCGCGACCUCGCCCGGGACCACGCCCGCGACCGCCACGGCGUACUCGCAGAUGAACGGGGGCCUCCCCAUCCCCAACGGGCCCCUGAUCGUCACCCCGGACUCCUCCAGCGAAGAGGCGACCAGCUCCACGCACAGUCACAAGACCUCCCGCAACUCCGGCACCAGGGAGCGGGUCCGCUUCAGCGACAAGAUCCUGUACCACGCCCUGUGCUGCGACGACGACGAGGACGAGGAGGAAGAGGGGGAGGAGGAGGGAGGCUGCGGGACGCCGGAGACGGACAACGAGCUCAGCCCGCCGGUCGCCUCGCCCACGGCCACGCCCCCGGCCACGCCCAAGCUCCCGCCCUCCGAACACUCCCACCACAACUGCCUGGACCCCUCCCCUCUCCCCUCGUCUUUGCGGGCGGGCGGGGGGCAGACGGCUUUGGGAAACCCCACGCCUGCCAAAAAGGGUCUCCUCAACCCGGGCUGCCGAAAGAAACUGGUACGGAACAGCAGCACGCAGACCGUGUCGGACAAGAGUACCCAAACUGUACUGCCCUAUAUACCAGCCAAACAGAAAACAAAGGACCUGCAUUGAGACGACACAAAAACUUCAAACGAGACAAAUAAAGGGACCGUGUACACUUUAAUAUCGAAUAUAUAGAAAAUAGAUUAAUAUACGAAUAAGUACAUAAAUAUUAUAAAAUUAAAUAAAUGAUAUGUGGGAAA
Messenger RNA from Anguilla anguilla (European eel), 3189 nucleotides. Its product is annotated as inhibitory synaptic factor 1-like. Gene Ontology annotation, biological process: inhibitory postsynaptic potential. Lineage: Eukaryota; Metazoa; Chordata; Actinopteri; Anguilliformes; Anguillidae. Gene Ontology annotation, cellular component: postsynaptic density. The record is from RefSeq and is a predicted model, not a curated record. The transcript is spliced from 3 exons. Bases 2039 to 3058 code for a protein of 339 amino acids.